UCUGCCCAUAGCCAUUUGCGAGCGCGUUUGUGUAGUGUGCACGAGUGCGGUUUUGUCGUUACAUCCGUUCGGUUUCGUUUAUCUGUAUAAAAUUAUUGUUGUUCGUUUUUUUACAUAUUUUAUAUGCACUCGGAAAAUUGCAUAUCUCGCGUGUUGGUAUAACAAUAUAACAACGGUGCGCUGUACACGGACGAGCACAUUAUAACGCCGGUAUACGUGUGGUCGCGCCUGGAAAACGAACGUUGAAAUAUCAUAAUAUUAUCACUGUGGAUCACACACAUGGACACGAAAGUCGCACAAGAGUCCGCCUUCGAUAAGUUGCGAUCGUUUAAAAUAUCUCUGAGUAACGAUAACAGCAAUAGUUACAUAAUAAUAUCACGGUAUUGCUGACCGGAACCGGAAGAGCGACUGAGGCAGUACCUAUACAUCGACUAGCAUCACGAGAAAUUCAAUUUCUAUGCCGGGUAGUGAUCUUCAAUCAGAAGAAGACAUGUUAGACGGACUUCAACUUCGUGGACGAUCUUUCGAAGUUUCAACUGACCACUCAAGAUCACCCAGCACAGAAAAUGGUUCAUUUUAUCACCCAGACAACAAUAAUGUAUCCGAAGACGACGACGAAAAUAUUAAAAGCGAUUCGGAGAGUUCUGACGAGAAACCGCGAAGGUCUGUGCCGGGCAAGCGAAAACGACGGACAAGUAUAGACGAAGAUGACGGCGAUGAACCGAUCGCACCCAAAACAAGAAAAUGUCGCAGAAGCAUCCGGCAAAGGCAAUCGGUGGAAGUGUUAUCGGCAAAAGACCGAAACAUGCGAAGACUGGAGAGCAACGAGCGGGAACGAUUACGCAUGCACUCAUUAAACGAUGCUUUCGAGAAACUACGUGAAGUUGUGCCUCAUGUAAAAAUGGGACGUAAACUAUCAAAGUUGGAAACAUUGACAUUAGCAAAAAACUACAUCAUGGCAUUGACUAAUGUCAUAUGUGAAAUGAGAGGCGAGCAAAAACCAUUCACUUUUGACGAUCCCGAUCAAGCCGAAAAUGACUAUGCAUCGAGUAACGAUGGUGGAUUCGAAUCGGGUAAUAGUACAAAAACCCCCUCAAAUUUGGAACAAGAGUUACUAUCAUCGGAUUAGUAAAAACCGUGCGCCGAAAAUCCUAUUUUCUAUAUCAUAUUAUAUAAACCAAAUCUGUUCGUUAGUGUACAAAUACAAUUUUUUUUUUUUUUACUUAAAAGGUAUUUUAAUGAUGAGAUUUAUUUUCGUCUUGAUAUUUACCAGUAAUUAUUGUUAUUAUAAUCAUUAUGAUUAUUAUUUGUGUUUUUA
This is a messenger RNA of Melanaphis sacchari, 1318 nucleotides long. RefSeq names its product neurogenic differentiation factor 1-like. Gene Ontology annotation, molecular function: protein dimerization activity. The transcript is spliced from 5 exons. NCBI's taxonomy places the organism in Eukaryota, Metazoa, Arthropoda, Insecta, Hemiptera, Aphididae. The coding region runs from base 458 to 1129 and encodes 223 amino acids. The record is from RefSeq and is a predicted model, not a curated record.